AUGACGGCUCGCGAGUUUUACAAAAAGGGCUGGCGAGAUUUGGAUGAUCUGGUUGAGUACGGCUGGGACCGCCUCAGUCGUGUUCAGCAGAUCGGAGUCAAGUAUUAUGACGAGUUCCUCCAACCCAUUCCACGCCUUGAGGUGGAAGCCAUUGCUGCCACCAUUCUUCAACAAGCUCAGGAAAUCGAGCCCGGCUUCCAGCUGACCAUUGUCGGAGGCCAUAGGCGAGGCAAAAAAAGCAGCGGUGACGUCGAUGUUAUUUUGAGCCACGCGGACGAAGAUGCCACUUACAGGUUUAUUGAGAGGCUCGUCGCAUCUCUCGAGAAGGCACGCUUCAUCACGCAUACACUUACGUUGAGCACUCACAACAGUGAGAGGGACCAGAAGCCUCUUACGUGGAAGACUGAUGCUGCUAGGACCAAGGGGGCGGGUUUCGACACGCUCGAUAAGGCCAUGGUUUGGGUUGCGCAGUUCUAG
Messenger RNA from Verticillium nonalfalfae, 477 nucleotides. RefSeq lists its product as uncharacterized. Gene Ontology annotation, cellular component: nucleus. Lineage: Eukaryota; Fungi; Ascomycota; Sordariomycetes; Glomerellales; Plectosphaerellaceae. The coding region runs from base 1 to 477 and encodes 158 amino acids. Gene Ontology annotation, molecular function: DNA binding; DNA-directed DNA polymerase activity. The transcript is spliced from 2 exons. Gene Ontology annotation, biological process: double-strand break repair via nonhomologous end joining. The record is from RefSeq and is a predicted model, not a curated record.